AUGUAUUCCCCUACCUGCAGAUACGUUGCCGUCGGGAAUGAGCCGUUUCUGUCGUCCCUGAAUGGCACCUUCCUGAAUGUCACGCUCCCGGCCCUGCAGAACAUCCAGAAGGCCCUUGAUGAGGCCGGCGUCGGCGACACCAUCAAGGCCACCGUGCCGCUGAACGCGGACGUGUACCAGUCCCCCAAGGACACCCCGGUGCCGUCGGCCGGGCGGUUCCGGCCGGAGAUCUCCGGCCUCAUGACGGAGAUCGUGCAGUUCCUCAACCAGAGCGGCGCGCCCUUCACCGUCAACAUCUACCCGUACCUUAGCCUCUACGGCAACGACGACUUCCCGCUCGACUUCGCCUUCUUCGACGGCGUCAGCAGCCCCGUGGUCGACGGCAACAUCCAGUACACCAACGUGUUCGACGCCAACUUCGACACGCUCGUGUCGGCGCUCACGGCGGCCGGCGUAGGCGGCCUGCCGGUGAUCGUCGGCGAGGUUGGCUGGCCGACCGACGGUGAAAAGCACGCCACGGCCGCCUACGCGCAGCGCUUCUACACGGGCCUGUUUCGGAAGCUGGCGAGCAACGCCGGCACGCCGCUGCGGCCCAACCAGUACAUCGAGAUCUACCUCUUCAGCCUCAUCGACGAGGACGUCAAGAGCGUGGAUCCGGGCUACUUCGAGCGGCACUGGGGCGUGAUGCGCUACGACGGCCAGCCCAAGUACGCCAUGGACCCGACCGGGCAGGGCCGGAACACGGCGCUGGUGGGGGCCCGGGGCGUGGAGUACCUCCCGCGGGUGUGGUGCGUGCUCAACGCCAACGCGGGGAACAUGAGCAGGCUCGCGGACAACGUGGGCUACGCGUGCUCCAACGCCGACUGCACCUCGCUCAGCCUCGGGUCGACGUGCAACGGCAUGGACCCCGCGGGGAACGCCUCCUACGCCUUCAACGCCUACUUCCAGGUGCAGGACCAGGACGAGCAGGCGUGCGGCUUUGACGGGCUCGCCGUGCGCACGCGACAGGACCCCUCCACGGGCACCUGCAACUUCACCAUACAGCUCGAGACCACCUCCGCGGCGGCGGGGCGGCCGACGGUACUCUUCACGACGGCCCUGCUGGUCUUGGUUCUUGCGGCCAUGGUGACCAUGCUCUGA
Messenger RNA from Triticum turgidum subsp. durum (durum wheat), 1140 nucleotides. Lineage: Eukaryota; Viridiplantae; Streptophyta; Magnoliopsida; Poales; Poaceae. The record is from the annotation of a GenBank genome assembly.